AUGUCGCGUAUCUACUCGCUACUGGCCUAUGCUGCUCUGCCCCUGAGCGCCCGUUGCGCUCUCAGUGCGACGUCACAGCUGUUCCAACUAGCCGGAUCAACUGGCGGGCUCAACAACGUGAAAUUGAGCUGGGAUCUCGUCGACGGAGCGGUUGCAUACAACAUACAACAGAAAGCUGGUUCCGGCUCAUACGCCACCGUCGCAUCGGCCCCAGGCAAUGGCUACGACGUCUAUGGCCUGCAGGGCUCCUCCACCUUCCAGAUCGAAGCCGUCGACGCCAGCAACAAGACCUUGGACAGUUCCGCGGAGCUCCACUUCACGGCCGGGGCCAACCCCAGCCCCGAACUGGCCGCGUACGACAACACGGCCGCAUCCACGCUGAAGAUCAAGAGCAAGAUCAAGGGCCCGGACGGGACGUACUACAGGCACAACUACGUCACGGACGCCAACGGCUUCAGCCACAUCUCGCAGCAGACAUCCGCCGACGGCUACGCGUUCUCGGGCGACACGCAGGUGCUGGCGAGGGCCGAGGCCUGCGCGUCCACCGGCGACGGCACCUGCAAGCUCGAGUCCAUCAGCUGGGCGCAGCGCCCGGCCGACGGCCGCGUGUUCAUGUGGGCGCACUUCGAGAGGGCCGGCGACUACGCCCUCGGGCAGGUGGCCGUGGCGUACGGCCACCCCGGCGGCGGCAACCUCACCUUUGGCGGGGCGUUCCGGCCCGGCGGCGACGACUCGCGCGACAUGACCUUUUUCGCCGACGACGACGGCGCCGCGUACAUCGCCUGCGCGACACACACCAACACGGACCUCGGGCUGUACGCCCUGAGCGACGACUGGACCAACGUCUCCUCCAAGGUGGCGACGCUGCAGCCGGGCGAGCACCGCGAGGCCCCCGCCCUGUUCAAGGUGGACGGCUGGUACUACGUCUUCACCUCGGCCGCGGCGGGCUGGUACGCGUCCGGGGGCAAGUACAUCUCGGCGCAGAAGCUGGCCGGGCCGUGGUCCGCGUCCCGCGGCAUCGGCAACCUCAACACCUUCGGCGCGCAGUCGGGGCAGGUGGCGCGGAUCGGCGACGCCUUCGUCGAGGUGGCGAACCGGUGGGCUGCGAACUGGGCGCACAGGGAGGCGGGCAACCGGCAGAUCGUGCUGCCGAUCGCCGCGGCGGGCGGCGCGGCGGCGUACCACUUCUACCACGAGGUCCGGUACGACGACGACACGGGGGUCGUGGUGCCCGUGCAGAGCGGCCGCGUCCUCAGCGUCGGGAGGCCCGCCAGCGCGAGUGUCAACGUUGCGAAUGCGUCGCUCGCCAACGACGGCGUCCAGGACCGGGAGGGGAACCUGUUCUCGCCGGGGGCCGUGCCGUUUUGGUGGGAGGUCGACCUCGGCGCCGACCACGGCGUGGCGCAGGUCGACCUGACACCCAGGCAGGUCGGCGGCUCCGAGACGUAUGUGCAGUACAACGUGACGGGCAGUGCAGACCGCAAGACGUGGACGACGCUUGUUGAUGAGGCUGGCAACCAGUCUCCUGGGUUCAGGACGGCUGCUGUCUCGCACGCGGGGAGGUUCCGCUACGUGAGGGUUAAUGUUCACAGUGUUGUUAAUGUCCAUAAUGAUGAUGAGGCGGACUGGGCGGCUGGGCUGCAUGAGGUGACAGUAUAUGGGGACUAG
Molecule: messenger RNA, 1668 nt
Organism: Diaporthe batatas
Lineage: Eukaryota; Fungi; Ascomycota; Sordariomycetes; Diaporthales; Diaporthaceae
Exons: 1
Coding region: 1-1668 (555 amino acids)
Biological process (GO): carbohydrate metabolic process
Molecular function (GO): hydrolase activity, hydrolyzing O-glycosyl compounds
Source: RefSeq, a predicted model, not a curated record